UUUGGGAUCCCUAACUCAUUGCAUUCUUGAGCUUCAAUUAACGCGGUUGUGUGAAGGCGCUAUCCGUUUUUUCCGUUUCUGAAAGUAGAGAAACUAAGAAUCCAUAGUCGUUUAAAAUGAAAUUUUAAGGUAAAAAUAUCAAAAUAAAAGUAAAUAUCAGACUGGUGAAAGAAAAAAACCUAGGAAAAAGUUGAAUGUGCAGAAAAAUUGCCGCUAAAUUGUGUAAGCAAGAAAAAACAGCUGAAAAAUAUCUACUAUAUAAGCAAAUAAAAAAGUUGAUAUGUGUGUGUAUAUACGGCGAAAAGCCAGCUGUUAAUAAGUACAAAAGGGAACGGCACGAAACGACAGCGUCGACGGCUGGACGGCGAAUUCAACACCUAAAACAAAGAGAAAAAUUUUGUAGUGAGAGCGUCACCUUUUUCAAAGUGUGUGCGUGUGUUGAUGUGUGUAUGGAAGAGAUGUAAAAACAAAGCGACGGGUAAAACGUCAUCUUGGAUUUCAAUUAACGUUCUUUGCUUUACAUUUGCAGCAAGAGUUUAUCAUAGAAAACGUUGAUUGCAGUGUGUGAAGAAAAAAUAAAGAAAAGAAAAAGCUAAAAUCAAAACAAAGCACCAUUUAAAAAUUGUGAAAGAAUUGUAUGAAAAAAUCAAGUAUAAUGCUAAAUACAUAUGUAUACACCCAGAAAAAAAGAGUGAAGAAAUAAAACCUAAUCUGAAAAUAAAGCUGAAAGUAAAAGCACGUGGUUUGUGCUGCUAUACAAAUAAAAUUAAGAGCAACUUCUAUUUAAUUAUUAUCGGUACAAGAAAAACAUGUCUUCAAACGUUCCAAUAAAAACAGAGGAAGUGAUAUUGGAAAAUGUUGAAUAUCAAAGCACAGAAGAACUGGAUGAGGAAUUGCAAUUACAAUUGGAGGACUCGGGAGGAGAGUCAUAUUUAAUACAAGGAGAACAAUCAUAUGAACAGAGUGUAUCACCUUCAUCGAAAUCACGUCAACGUCACAACAGCGGCAACAUGUCAUCCCAAGGCGGAACAAAAUUGGCAUGUGGUACAUUGCCUCCACCCCCAUCUGUCAAUAAGACUACAUUAGAAAACGAGAAACGAAUGCGUCGUGAAAUUGCCAAUAGUAAUGAACGGAGGCGUAUGCAAAGCAUUAACGCCGGUUUUCAGAAUUUACGUUCGUUAUUACCACGACACGAGGGAGAAAAAUUGAGUAAGGCGGCUAUAUUACAACAAACUUCACAGUACAUUUGCGAUUUGGAAACUCAGAAGACUCAACUAUUGGCACAAAACAGUCAACUGAAGCGACAGUUGGGACAGCAUGAGGCUUCAGGUGGUGGCGGUAGCAGUGCAAACAACGGCGAUAAUACAAGUGCAGAAAAUAACUCGGCAAUUGCCAUUAAAAAGCGCAAAUUAACCGAUAAUGUUGCAAAUGUACAAACAAUAAGUGAUUCAUCCGACGAAGGCCUUGGAUCAAUGUCACCCGAGCCGAUGACCCUUUUAAAUGCCGGUGGUGGUGGCAGUGCCGCCGUAGCAGCUGCCGCCAAUGCUGCUGCCAAUGCCGCCAAUACAAAAGCUCAAAUCCUACUAGCACAGAAUAUCAAGGAAUUGGGUGAUUUGAAGGAUCAACUGUUUAAAGAAAGACGUCUGCGUACUAUGCUUGAAGAGGAAUUGCAAAUGAUUAAACGACAGUUGUAUUCGGUAGCGACAGCGCCGCAACCUUCGGCCGUUGUUGAUGCAGAUGAGACAGACGGAACCGCCACCUACAUUCCCCGUGAGGUAAUAGAACACACGGGAAAUUUACUACGAGGAGAGGAUGAUUGUGGUGAAUUUUCGUAUGUUGAAAUUGAUGAACUAACAGGACAACAACAGGUUGUCGUCUGCUCCAGCAUUGAAGAGUUGGAUAGCGAAAGUGCUGCCGCUGAAAUCAUAACUGAAGAUCAUGUACAUGAAGAGGUUGUUUUGUCAUCUUCAUCUACCGAAUCUGAACAAGAGGUUGCUGUCAAUGCCAUAGCCAAAGCUUAUGCUGAAGGUAAUUCCCCUACCCCCGCCAUGCUGCAGCCCAUACUGCAAGCAGCCAUAAAGGCGACUCCAAAAGUGGAGGUGGAACGUAUAACAGAUGCAGCAUUAAAAAAGGUUAAGACCGAAAAAAUUGAACAGACCAGUGGUCUAACGCGUUCACGGCAAAAUCUGGAAACCAUUGUGGAGGCAAUACGUCAUCUGGAGGGUGAUCAUCUAUUUACAGAUAGUAAUGGGGAGCAACAUAAAGUGCUGGUGCAGACACAAGCAGUGCGUACAGCUGGCGGUCAAGAUGUUCCUUUGGCACUGACUACCAAACAGCAUGUGGUGGCCCAACGUAAAACUUUGGCCGAAUUGCGACCAUUCCUGCAGUUAAAAGGUGGCAGUAAGAUAUUAACAAUUGGUGGCGGUGGUGGAACUGCCUUGACUCUAACAAAAACUGUUGCCAGUAAAUCGGCCAUUGCUGCCUCAACGGCGGCCGGUAGCAGUAGUAGUUCAGGGUCUUCGUCGAUAGUGUCACAGAAUAUUACGCCCACAGCAAUAUUCAAAGUUCAGACAAAUUCAUCAAAUGCCGCGGGCGGCACCACAACCAUAACACAUGGCACAACAUCCAGUUCGGGAACGACAGGAGCUAUAACAACAACAGCGUUAAAACAAUGUCGUCCUGGUGUUAUUGUAGCUAAGAAACUGUCUUGA
Stomoxys calcitrans (stable fly) is the source of this 2711-nucleotide messenger RNA. It is a transcript of the gene crp, whose product is annotated as Adh transcription factor 1. The coding region runs from base 810 to 2711 and encodes 633 amino acids. Gene Ontology annotation, cellular component: nucleus. Gene Ontology annotation, biological process: regulation of transcription by RNA polymerase II. The record is from RefSeq and is a predicted model, not a curated record. The transcript is spliced from 3 exons. NCBI's taxonomy places the organism in Eukaryota, Metazoa, Arthropoda, Insecta, Diptera, Muscidae. Gene Ontology annotation, molecular function: RNA polymerase II cis-regulatory region sequence-specific DNA binding; protein dimerization activity; DNA-binding transcription factor activity, RNA polymerase II-specific.